This is a messenger RNA of Eublepharis macularius, 3398 nucleotides long. RefSeq names its product PTEN induced kinase 1 (gene PINK1). The record is from RefSeq and is a predicted model, not a curated record. Gene Ontology annotation, biological process: positive regulation of mitochondrial fission; protein phosphorylation; autophagy of mitochondrion. Gene Ontology annotation, cellular component: mitochondrion. The coding region runs from base 109 to 1842 and encodes 577 amino acids. Gene Ontology annotation, molecular function: protein serine/threonine kinase activity; ATP binding. NCBI's taxonomy places the organism in Eukaryota, Metazoa, Chordata, Lepidosauria, Squamata, Eublepharidae. The transcript is spliced from 8 exons.
CGUCACAACGAGCCGAGCCGCGGCCGACAGCCAGAAGCGCCGGCGGGGAGGCGGCGGCCGACUGACUGACAAGCCGGGCCAGGCCCGGAGCGCGGCUGACCUUCCGCGAUGGCGCUGCGGCAAACGCUGGGCAAGGGGCUGCGGCUGGGCCGGGGGCUGCUGUCGCGCUGGCUCGGCGGGGGGCCUCCCAUUCCGGCUCCGCCGCCGCCUCGGGCCGUUCUCCUCCGCCAGCAGGCGCCUCUGCCGCCCGCCCGCGCGCCGGGCUUUCUACGCGAGGCCGCGGAUCGCCUCGGCCUCCGGCGGAUGCCGUUGCGGCAAGCGGCCGUCCGCCUCUCCGCUGGCCCUCACCACCGCCGACGCCUCGGCUUAGCCUUGAGCCUCGGGCUGGCGUUGCUGGAGCCGGCGCUGGCUGAGCAGCGGCAGGCGGACGAGGCCUGCAAGGACAUCCAGACGAUAUUUAUCCGGAGGAACGGGACCAAGAAAGACCCCUUGGGCUUAUUCCGCCGGCAGGGUUUCAAACUGGAAGAGUACUCUAUAGGCCAACCCAUUGGUAAAGGCUGCAGUGCUGCCGUGUACGAAGCAACAAUUCCUUUCUCCGCCUGUGACAAAGCAAACGAGGAACAAAACUCUGAAGAUUGUGAUUGUCGUGAUGGUUCAGGCAUCCAGGCCCUGGAUGCUCGCCAAGCUCGCUACUGGAGAGCUGGCUUCCCACUGGCUAUCAAGAUGAUGUGGAACAUUUCGGCUGGUUCCUCAAGCGAAGCCAUCCUCCGCACCAUGUCACAGGAGCUCGUUCCGGCCCGGGGCUCUGCGUUGUCUGGAGAAUUCGGAGCUGUCACAUGCCCCAGGAAACCUGGCUUUGGUAAGAAGCUGCUGGAGCCCCAUCCAAACAUCAUCCAGGUGCUCCGAGCCUUCACAUCUCGCGUCCCACUGCUCCCUGGCGCAACGGUAGACUACCCAGAUGUUCUCCCUGCCACUCUGAAUCCCUCUGGAAUCGGACACAGCCGCACACUCUUCCUGGUGAUGAAAAACUAUCCCUAUACUCUGCGCCAGUAUCUCCGCGAGAGGAAUCCUGACGUCCGCCUGAGCACUAUGAUGAUCCUGCAGUUACUGGAAGGGGUAGACCACCUCGUGCGACAAGGAGUGGCUCACAGGGAUUUGAAGUCCGACAACAUCCUUAUCGAAUUUGAUCCUGCGGGAUGUCCGUGGCUGGUGAUCACAGAUUUCGGCUGCUGUUUGGCUGAUGACAAAAUUGGUUUGAAAUUGCCUUUUACCAGCUGGUACGUGGAUCGUGGUGGCAACAGCUGCCUCAUGGCACCGGAGGUGCUCACAGCUUCCCCCGGUCCAGGCGUUGUGAUCGAUUACACCAAAACAGACGUCUGGGCAGUUGGAGCGAUCGCAUACGAAAUCCUUGGGGCACGUAACCCUUUCUACGGCAACGGGGAAUCAUCCCUUGAAAGCAGGAGCUACCGUGAGGAGGAGCUGCCGCCCUUGCCAGAGAGGACGCCCCUUGAAGUUAGGAAGGUUGUCAGGGCGCUGCUUUGCCGAGACCCCAAGAAGAGACUCUCGGCCAGAGUUGCGGCCAACAUAUUUCAUCUGAGCCUGUGGGGUGAAGGUAUUCUCAGCCUCAAGGACCUGAGACUCGACAAGAUGAUUGGCUGGCUUCUUCACCAAUCAGCGGCCACCUUGUUGAUGGAUGGACUUGGAGACGGAAACCGGGUCGAAACCAAGCUGAAGAAAUGCUUCUUGGCGAACCUGGAGUACGAAGAUCUCUGGGAGGCAGCUGCCUUGCUUCACUCCUGGAGAAAAGUUGGGACAGGACGAGCUGCCAUCUGCUUCUCUUGAGCCUUCGGUGUACUUUCUUGAUGUUCCACUAAAAGCACUUAGCUAGACACAGCUCCCUUUCUUUUGCAAGCCUAGACAUACUUUAGGCGAAAAGCAGCUUCCAAGAAGUGAAGUAUUUUAGGUGCAGGUUAGGUAAGGAGCAGGUUAGGUUUAUCUGCAGAAAUCGUCACCAUCUCUGCUACUGUUAGCUUUCAAAGAAACGGGGUGAUUUGUUUGCUGUUGCUGCUUUUAAACCAGAGUCUCUUUAUUUUCUUUUUGAAUGGAAGUCAUAGUUCAAGAGUGUCUGUGGAGCAGUGAUGAUAACAAAACUGUGCAGUUGUGCUUUAUUCUAAAGAUGAAUUUGUUUCCACAAACAGAAAGAAAUCAAAAAUCUCACUUAGGCAUCUGAAUAUUGUCUAUCCGUUUUGGUGCAUUCACAUACCAUUGUUUUUCCCAGGAUUCAUUUCUGAAGUACUGAAUCCUGCACGGAUUUGAUCAAUGCUGUUUACAAAGUCGUUCCUUUUGAAAAAGGAAUCUCGCUUUCCCAAGAGCAGACCCCGUCCAAAAGGGUGGAUCGACUGGCUUAGAAGAGAUCCUUACCAGCCCACCUGCUUAUGAGUAGGCGCUGCAUUCCAGUUCUGGCUCAUAAGUAGAUCGCUGACUAGGAAGAUUCUUUCCACCCUCACACUUGAAAUAGGGCCUUUCCUAAUUAGCUGGUUUGCACCCUGAAAAGAAAAUAAGAUCUGCCAUUUGGAGGGGAUUUCAUCCAAGUGGGUGGCUGCAGCCAGCUGAUCAACUCAUGAGUAAGGUUCUUCCUUCUCAUGAGACAGACGGGGCUGUUUACUCAUUAUUCUGCUUUUUGCAGGUGCGAAGGAGAAGGCUUUCUGGCUGAGGAGGGCGAACUGAUCUGUCUCUCCUUGCCUCUGAAAAAACAAACUGUUGAAUGUAUGCCCUUAUUCAGUGGUUAAUGUAGGUAUUUAAAUUUAUAUUUCUUCAUGGAACCCCCAAGAGAUGUUAUCACAACAGCGUUUCAGAACUGCUUUGAAAUAAUAAGAGGAAAGUUGAGCGGCGUCAGAAAUCCCAAAACUGCUCUGCCCAAUUGAUUUCUGGGUUGCAACGCUGACCAUUUUUCUGCCAUACCUACUUGGGAAGUCAGUUCAUGUGAUGACUGCAGCUGCCACUUGGUAGCCUGGUGGUGCCAUGUGCCAGGAGAGUUGGGCACAUUUACCCUUGGGAUCCUUCUCACUUCAGCUGAUGGCAUGAUUGGAUGCUCAGGUCUUCAGGAAAGGAUAGAAGAGAAGAGAUCAGAAGAAAGAAAUGGGAAAGCCAGCGUUGAGUAGAGAAUAUUCUGCUAAACUUGGGCAUUGUGCCAGGUUUACAGAAUAAUUUCUCAUCCUGAGAGGAUAUCGAGGUGUUGUUCUACAGAUGACUGACUUUAGAGUCUUGCUUCUGUUUAUGGUCUUGUUAAAGUAGAACUUAUAGUUCAUGAACUGUAAAGUGUUUUAUUGCCAGUUGUUGGAGAAGUUAAUUAUUUCAGCCUUUUGGCUCAAUAAAACGUCCCAUUCUCUUGCGCUUGA